AGAAUGACACAGACGCACAUUAUAUGAGCUUGUCUGCAGUGAGGGGCUCAUGAUCUGGAGUUUGAGUCACAACAGCCACAUCUGCACUGCCUGGAUUGUACUGAUUUUGUGCUUCACAACAAAUGAGUAUUUAAAGUUACUGGAUUUUUGAUCGUCAUCAUUCCAGAAUCAUGUUGUGUCUACAGGAAUCUGGCGACUGUCUGCGGGAACAGAUGCGUUAUAUGAUGCGAUCCCUGCAGGAUCUAAAGCAUUUGCGGCGGAGCUGCGCAGCGCCCCCUGUCGGACCUCCAGUGAGGUUGCGUGCUUGCAAGCAGCUGAUAGCCCAGCGAGAACGGCGAGCACGCUUGAGGAUCAGCGAUGCCAGCGAGGCGAGCAGUUACGACUCUGCCUGCUGUCUGUCUAGCUCUCUGGAGGAGGAGGACACCGCCGGCGACCCAUCGGCUGUUAGUUCACCGAGCAGCGAGCGAAGUCUGGAGUUUGAUUCGGGUUACUCUGAGGCUUCCUGGCAGGAUGAAGGAGUGGUGUUACGGCGCGCCAAAAACAUCCGCGUAUCUUCGUCUGCGUGUCUUCGCACCAACCAGGCCGCCAACUCCAGAGCGCGUCCGAAGUCAACUUCCGAUGCUUGCUUGGAAAGUUGGACGGCGUUUGAGACCGCAAGUGACCCGGAUGACUGGACUACGUCACUACUCACCCGCGGGCGUAACCGGCAGCCGCUAGUGCUGGGAGACAACAGCUUCGCUGAUCUCAUUGAGAACUGGAUGGACUUACCGGAAUGUCCGGAACAGACGGAACAAAAGCACAGCUCUGGACGCAGUUUCGCUAAAGACUUCAUGGUAAAUGUCAAACGGAGGAUAGCCGGGAUUUCACGGAGUGCUGAUGGGCGAAGAAAGUCGUCAGAUGGUACAAAGCUGAGCAAAUCAAUUAUGGCUCCCAAACGACUUUCUUGCCAAGUUGACGUACAACACAAAAUGCCAUUCUUCUAUAAAUCUCACACAGGUCUGAACGAACUGGACACAGAUUUCUUCAAGUUUACGGCACUCAUGAAAUCUGGAAGCAGAAUGCCCAUUGUCUGUAAUGACAUUAUUGGGUACAUAUGACUAAAAACUGGACAAUAUCUAAAUGGACAAUAUCUCCAGGAGAGACUAAUUAUUUUUUUAUAAAAAGCUUUGUCCGUAAUGCUAUGUAAAAUGCACAAAAAUAAAAAAAUUACAAAAUAA
Rhinichthys klamathensis goyatoka is the source of this 1217-nucleotide messenger RNA. It is a transcript of the gene inka1a, whose product is annotated as inka box actin regulator 1a. Bases 171 to 1097 code for a protein of 308 amino acids. Gene Ontology annotation, cellular component: nucleus. The transcript is spliced from 3 exons. The record is from RefSeq and is a predicted model, not a curated record. Gene Ontology annotation, molecular function: protein kinase binding; protein serine/threonine kinase inhibitor activity. Lineage: Eukaryota; Metazoa; Chordata; Actinopteri; Cypriniformes; Leuciscidae.